This is a messenger RNA of Protopolystoma xenopodis, 2598 nucleotides long. Lineage: Eukaryota; Metazoa; Platyhelminthes; Monogenea; Polystomatidea; Polystomatidae. The record is from the annotation of a GenBank genome assembly.
AUGGAUCCCUCAAGUAAGCUCUUAAAAACCAACCAGGACGCUACAAACUCUCCACCAUUGCUUGAUUGUGUUUCCGGAGGAGCUAAGAGAUUCAUAUGCCCUAUUUGCCAGUAUGCAUUUGGAAAAAAAAGCCUGCUUGAUCGUCAUGCAAUAACGCACGCUAAGAUAAAGCCAUUUGUAUGUCAGAUGUGUAAUCGGGGCUUCACUCAAUGCUUUACGCUUAAAAAGCACAUGGAACUGCACUCCAAUCCGAAUUAUGUUGAAUGUGCUCAAUGUAAUCGUGUAUUUAACUCCUCAGUUAGGCUCAAUAAACACAUACAGCAAGAGCACAACUGUAUACCAGAUCCUGUUCCUGCUUCUGAAGACAAGGAUCCGUCCAACAUAGAUGGAAUGCUUCCAGUAAUAUUACAACAAUCUCCACUAAUAAGAAGACGCAAAUCCAAACCGUACACCCCUUUCAAGUGCCAUUUAUGUAAUCGUUCCUUUUCGAGUGCAUCUUUCUUGUAUUUUCAUAAAAGAGUUCACAAAUAUGGUCAAGCUCGACCCUUGAAAUGGGAUCAUCAAACUGAAAAACUUUCGACCGUUCCCGUCGGAAUUACUUGUCCGAAUGGUAGGCUUCCUGCCGACAUGCCGUCUUCUCAUCUACCUAACAGACCUUUUAAAUGUCCCAGUUGUUCGAAUGCGUACAAAUAUUGUCCCCACCUGCAGUUUCACAUACGCCAAAGGCAUUUGACUGGACAAACUCUUCAUCCCUGUGAUAUAUGUGGGAGAAAGUAUCUGAAGCACUCCAAUCUUAAUCGGCAUGUCACUUCUAAGCACUCAGGUCCUAUCUCUUCACAGAAACAGACUUGCUCUACUUGUGGCAUUCAACUCAGUUCUAAGCUUUCUCUAAAACGCCAUUUAUCUCUUCAUAGUGAUGAAAGGGCCUUUUUCUGUCCUAUUUGUCAAGCUCGUUUCAAAUCUCGCAAUGCCUGUCGACUUCAUAUUCAGAAGCAUUCACUUGGAGAGCGCAUGGAGCCCACUGACGCAAACGGGAGUUAUUGUCAGCCACUUGGGCAAGGGACGCAUUUGAUGACUGCGGAUGAAACGAAGGCCCAGCAAGAUGUUUUGAGCUCAUCGUGCCUGCCUUUUGAACAAUCUAAUAUAAAUCCUGCACAGUCUGGUGUCAACCAGAAGCAGGAUAUCCUUCAUACUUGUGAGGAGAACUCUGCUUACCUCGGGGAAAUUUUAGAUGGCUAUAGGAGUCACGAAGCAGUAGCUUCAGAUAAUACGACAGUCACAGCUUUUCAGGAAGGAGGUUCUUCAAUGAUGCACACUUUAUUGGCAACUGAUUUUGCCUCAAGUCAUAUCCUUGCUUCUCAAACCUUAGACAUAGACGGUAUUCAGUUUGGCCAAAUCUCUCACUCCCAUGCUGCCUGUUCUGCUGAUUUUAUUCCCAACCAUUUUUCAGUCAAAAAAGUUUCUACUGGUCCCGAUUGUGUCGAUUCAGAGCAUUCUUACAACGACCAACCCCUUCAUUCGAUUGAUAUAUCAGAAAAUGGAGUCCCUGUUCAUGACUCCAUUCCUUUCGUUAUUGAAUCAGAUUCUUUAGCAAAGGGACUGACAUUAGAUGAAUCCAGUUCUGAAAAUGCUCUUUCAUUUAAUUCAGAAGUCCCUAAAGACGAAUCAUUACAUAGGUUGGCCACCAACUAUCUAUUGGGCCCCAAGGCCAUUUUUUCGGAAACUGUGAAUACUAUGGAUUCGGUCGAUCUAUUAAAGUUUGCCACUGUACAAGAUGCCUUGACUGAUCCAGGUCCAAGUUCAUGUAAAGGUUAUCAUGAUACUUCACAGCUUAACGGUCUUUAUUCCGGAUUAUCACCUAGUUUGCAGGUGGAUUCAAGUAAAGAACCCACCGAAGUUGUCGACCUGAAUGUGGUUAGUCAUCUUUCUGAUGAUUCAUCCCAGCAAUCUGUGGUUCUUUCUCUCUUCGACUCUAAUUCUUCCUGUAGCGAAAAACUCUUUGGAUGUAGCCGCUGUGAUGCCGUAUUCGCCGAUAGUCAGCAUUUGAAGUUGCAUACGUCGAGAAAUCACGGUUUAGAAGUCAGGCCUUAUGUGUGUCCCUAUUGCCACAGAACUUUUAUUAACUUAGUGGCCUUUAUCAACCACCAAGUAGCUCAUGAAGCUGCAUCCUCAAUUGUUAAUGAAGAGGGUCAGACUACAAAUGAUAACAAUUCAUGCGUCUCCUUUGUUUGCCCUAUUUGUUCACACACUUUUUCUACUCAAGCCCUUCUGACUUUUCAUGCGAGUCAAGACCAUCCAUCUGUUCUCCCUACACCAUAUAGAUGCUCACACUGCCGACAGACCUUCAAAUCCAUACGGACCCUCAAAAGCCACAUUGAUGAAAUUGGGCAGAAAACAAAACGAAUAUCCACUUCAGAUAGAAGCAAGGCUCUUAAAAAAACUUCGGUGAAACAUUCUACAUCAGUCGUCUCCUCGGUCAUGCCGUCUGUAACAAGAACGGUAUCUGGAUUUCGUCAACGAAGAAUCCGACCUCGAAGAGCUUACAGUUUUGCCGAAACUGAUAGUCCAGGCGACCUUUUACAGGCAAGUACAGAUUAA